Molecule: messenger RNA, 558 nt
Organism: Mesorhabditis belari
Lineage: Eukaryota; Metazoa; Nematoda; Chromadorea; Rhabditida; Rhabditidae
Source: the annotation of a GenBank genome assembly
AUGGACAACAAAUUGAAACAAAUCACAAUUAUGGAGGCGAUGGGAAGAAUGAAACUCAACCAAGCGGAGACUGACUUGCCACAAACGGGAGAGUCGCCAGUUUGCAGUGGCUAUUUGCAUCGCGAUCUGAAGCCAUCAAAUUUUGCGAUUGGCUUCGAGCCAGAUUUCCACAAGAUCUACAUCAUCGAUUUUGGUUUGAGUCGCCAGUUUAAUCGACGACAAAGAGCUUCGCAACACGACAAAGAGCUUUCGCGUAGUAUAGCCCCAUUCCGUGAAACAGCUCGUUACGCUUCAUUGGACGCUCACCGAAACGUGGAACAGAGUCGUCACGAUGAUUUUGGAGGGAUGGCUGUACAUGGCAUACUCGAGAAUCCUCAAAUAAAUCGACUCGCUCACCUACGUGGACAUUCCCGACUACGACUACGUGUGGAAAUGCUGGAAAUGGUGGAAAUGGAAAUGCUUGACUUGGCCAAAGAGGAUAACGGCGUGAUGUACAUUGAUCCGCUCGACUGGGACUUGACGCAUUGCUAUACGGGACCCAAAUAUAAGAUAACGGCG